AUGGCUUCCCUCGCGACGCUACCAGAAGAGCUCAUCGGCAUGAUUGUGGAAUACCUCUUCCAAAUUGACAUUGACUACCUCUCCCUGGCUUCAAAAGCGUAUUACCGGAGAUUCCGGCGGUAUUUACGUCGAGAAGUAGUCAUCCAAAUCAAUGAGAUAGGCCGCGUCAAACUGCCUGUUAACCUAUUGGCAUCACCCUCCUACUAUGGAGGCGAAGACUGCGAAGCUCAUCAAUGGAGCUUGACUCAAUGCUUGGAGUUCAACGCGCCCAUCCGUGAGCAUGAAGGGACAGUCAACUAUCUGAAGAUGUCGAUAGCAUAUUGUCUCAUCUUCCUGAGGGUAGACUGCGCACUUUCAGGUAGUCCUCCAUCACGCAUUCAACACUUUGCUCUGAUUGCUGACAGCUGGAGAUGGCAUAUGGGCUGUUGUGUGCCAGAGUCGAUUCUGGGGCCCUCUGGCUAUAUCCUGACAAAACAACCGUCGAUCAGCACGCUGUCCUUGAUGACGAGUCAACAAUGCCGACAUGCUGCUUCCCUCAAAGGGAUGACCGGUCUCCGUCGGCUGAAGGCUUUCUCGUGGCAAGCCGUCAGGUCCAAGCGGGACCUAGAGAUCUUUCGCUCGGUUGUGCAAAACAACGCUGACACCCUGGUCAGUCUGGAGGUCAGGGUCCUGGAGGACGUGCAGGACAGCGUCGACGAUGAUGACUCCAUCCUGGAACAGCUUGGGCUUCUCUUACCAGUCCCUCCUGCUGACCAGAAAUGCGUUCGUCUCGGCCUACAUCACCUGUCCCUACGUAGAGCCCGCCUCGACGACUGUUUCGCGGGACGGGAUUUUGCAUUCAGACUCGAAAGCCUCCUGUCCCUGGAUCUGGUGAACUGCCACGGGACUUUUGGAUUCUUUGAGGCUCUCUCAGAUUCAGUGCUGCGUCUCAAUCUCCACGUUCUAAAUGUAACGAUCACGGACGCAGAAUGGGGUGUGCAUAUGUUUCCGUCUUCGCCAUUGGGAAAAGUGAUUGCAUCUUUCUCCGGCCUCGAGGAAGUGGUGAUUUUGACCAAUUCCAACCGUGGCUACGACCAUCGAGAUGAGAAUAAUCCAAAGGUCAUGAGACGCCUUGAGCAGACGCUCCCGGUCGCCUCGCACGCGGACACAUUGAAACGGCUCGUCUAUCAAAACCACUGCAUCGGGGAUAACGGUGGGUUAUAUGUUGCAGGGUGUGACUACAGAGUCCGAUCGACUUUUCCAGUUCGCAACUUGCUCGAAAGCCUGCCUCGACUGGAAUGUCUGGGAAUCUGGAUACUCCCGACGGCUUUCAAAAGGGACAUCCCAUCUGCGGAGGCCUUCCACUCCCUCAAGCUGCUACAUUUUCGAAUGGAUGGAAAGCCUUCGCAAGUCGAUGUCGUCCAGCAGCUGGUGAACUCAGGGUAUCCUCCAGGAUUGAUCCCAGCGUCAAUCCGUAGGGGCUGCCAAUACAAGAGGGAGCGAAGUAUGAAGGUCAGAGAUGAUACGUUCGUUUUGCUCCAGCUGGUGGAAUUUGCGACGUGGGCCUUUGGCCCAGCUGGAUUCCCCAACCUUCAGCUUAUUGCCUACGGGAAUUUCUCGAGUGAGUCAUGUAAAUGGUCUAGGGUCCUUCUGUGUCGUGAUCCUUCCGGCGGACAGAGAUCGGGUUUCCUUCCACGGUGGCUGCAGACCUGGCCUGGGAGAAUCUUAGGAUACGGUGGAGCGUACGGAAGUGACCAGCAGGAGCAUCCAAACCCUUUGCCCUUCAAACUUAUAGAUCCGGAUAGUGUAUAUCCAGUGGUGGAGAUUGAGGGAGCUUGGGAUUUCCUGCGUGAAUCUCGAGUUGGACAUCCUGUUCGAGCGGUGCCUGCUGCAUCGGACUCAUCGGAGUUUUGA
This is a messenger RNA of Aspergillus terreus NIH2624, 1893 nucleotides long. RefSeq lists its product as uncharacterized. The transcript has 4 exons. The coding region runs from base 1 to 1893 and encodes 630 amino acids. The record is from RefSeq and is a predicted model, not a curated record. NCBI's taxonomy places the organism in Eukaryota, Fungi, Ascomycota, Eurotiomycetes, Eurotiales, Aspergillaceae.